Molecule: messenger RNA, 1588 nt
Organism: Helianthus annuus (common sunflower)
Lineage: Eukaryota; Viridiplantae; Streptophyta; Magnoliopsida; Asterales; Asteraceae
Product: elongation factor 1-gamma 2
Exons: 7
Coding region: 90-1370 (426 amino acids)
Biological process (GO): translational elongation
Molecular function (GO): translation elongation factor activity; glutathione transferase activity
Source: RefSeq, a predicted model, not a curated record
AUAUCAUCUCAAUAUGAUCUAUCUUGUUCGAAGUAUUCAAUCUCAAAGGUCUUUUCAAAUUUCUACGCGUUAUAAUUUGUGGUCUGUAUAUGUGUUUUUGUUAUUUCAGACCUGAUCGAUAUACAAACGUGUACUUGUUAAGUAUGGCACUGUUUAUGCAUGUGGGAAAACCCAACAAGAAUGCUUUAAAAGUAUUGAUUGCUGCUGAAUAUGUUGGUGUUGAAGUUAAAUGCCCUGAUCAUUUUGAGUUGGGUGUGUCAAAUAAAACACCAGAGUUCCUUAAAAUGAAUCCAGUUGGUAAGGUUCCUGUUUUGGAGACUCCAGAUGGGGUUAUAUUCGAGAGUAAUGCCAUUGCUCGAUAUGGUGCACGCCUGAAUACUGACACACGUCUGUUUGGAUCUUCACGUAUUGAAUAUGGCCAAAUUGAACAGUGGAUUGAUUUCGCCUCAAUGGAGAUUGAUUUAAAUUUGUUGACAUGGUUGAGGCUGAGACUUGGCCUUGACGACUAUGUUGCUUCGAUUGAAGAGACUUCUAUUGCUGCUUUAAAGAGAGCUCUUGAUGCCCUAAACACAUAUCUUGCUGCACAUACUUUCUUGGUUGGUGAUGACGUAACCUUGGCCGACAUCAUCAUGACAUGCAAUUUGUACGCCGGCUUCAGAUUCAUGAUGACUAAAACCUUCACAUCCGAGUUUCCUCAUGUCGAAAGGUAUUUUUGGACCAUGAUCGAUCAACCGAACUUUAGAAAGAUAAUUGGCGAGUUGAAGCAGGCAGAAGUUGUUCCUCCAAUUCCUAACAAAAUAAAUUCUUAUACUAAGCCAAAGGAUGAGCCAAUAAUAGUAGAAACAAAAGAAGAUUCUUCUAAGCCUGAAGAAGAAAAGCCCAAGCCCAAAAACACACUUGAUUUGUUGCCACCAAGUAAGAUGAUUUUGGAUGAUUGGAAGAGGUUGUACUCUAACACCAAGACUAAUUUUCGUGAGGUUGCGAUUAAAGGUUUUUGGGAGAUGUUUGAUCUAGAGGGCUACUCUCUUUGGUUUUGUAACUAUAAAUACAAUGAUGAAAACACUGUCUCAUUUGUCACCAUGAACAAGGUUGGUGGUUUCCUCCAACGAAUGGAUUUAGCAAGAAAAUACGCGUUUGGAAAGAUGUUGAUUAUUGGAAACGAGCCCCCAUUCAAGGUUAAGGGCUUGUGGCUAUUCCGAGGUCCAGAUAUCCCAAAGUUUGUAAUGGAUGAAUGCUAUGACAUGGAGCUUUAUGAGUGGAGAAAAGUGGAUCCUUCGGAUGAAGUACAAAAGGAACGUGUGAAUCAGAUGUUUGAAGAUCAUGAGCCUUUUGAGGGUGAGACUCUUUUGGAUGCCAAGUGCUUUAAGUGAAGAAUAAAAUCAGCUUUACUUGUGAUCAUGUAAACUUGAAACAUAAUGGUUAUGAUGUCUUAAUGUAAACUUGAAACAUAAUCAGUUUUACAAGUGCGUUUUUAGGUAUUCGAAUGAGUUUUGGUCUUAAUGUAAACUUGAAACAUAAUGGUUAUGAUGUCUUUGUUAUAUAUAGUCUUUUGACAUAGCAAAGGCUAAGAGUUGUGGUUAAAAAUUAA